AUGCUUGCUCUUCUGGUAUCGGUAGUGUAUUGCUUCAGCGAGAUUCUAACGGACGUGAACGCGCCGUGUAUCACAUGUCUCAAAGCCUCACCGAUUCUCAACGCAACUAUUUCCAACUGGAAAAAGAGGCUCUUGAUCUUAUUACUGCUGUGGAACAUUUCUAUAAGUUUCUGUUUAAAACCGACAACAACUGCACGCCUGAAGCGAUGGGCCAUAAGGCUUUUAGGUUAUAACUUCAAUAUUGAAUACGUCCGUACACAAGAUUUCGGUCAAGCUGACGCCUUAUCUCGGCUCAUACAGAAAUUCCGUCAAGACAACCUUGAAGAACUUCAAGUCUCCUGCAUCCGCUUGGUGGAAAACGAAAUUCAUCUAAUCAGAGAUUUCUCUAUUGACAAAUUCGGAAAGGACCUUCGUUUAAAACUUAAAUCUGCCACUCUUGCAGAUCCAGAUCUCUCAGCUGGUAUAGAGGCUAUUAGGAUUGGUAAAACUCCCUCUUCUGACUCUCCAGUAGUGAAACUCUACUCGAAACGUCUUGAUCACUUAUCCAUCAUCGACGAUACACUUCUCCUUAGAGACAGAAUUGUCAUACCACAGAGCAUGCAAUCCAGCAUUCUGACUUUGCUUCACAAUGGUCAUCCUGGCAUCAGAAGAAUGAAGCAGCUCGCUCGCAAAUAUGUCUACUGGCCAAAACUUUCUGAGGACAUCGAGCGUCUUGUAAAGCAAUGUAACUCCUGCGCUCUGACUCGGAAACUACCCGUGAAAGUACCUAUUAGUUCUUGGCCGGUUCCCUCAAGGCCUCUUGAACGUCUUCAUCUAGUCUAUGCGGGUCCGAUUGACGGGCAAUAUCUUUUAAUAUUUGUCGACGACUUCUUAAAAUUUAUCGACGUUGCGAUAACUUCCACAAUUUUGGCCUCUGGCACAGUCGAACUUUGUCGCGAAGUAUUCUCUAGACAUGGACCUCUCGAAAUUCUUGUUACAGAUCAUGGAACACAAUUCACCGCAGAUAUUUUCUCCAACUUCUGCAAAGACAUGCAUGUCACUUACAUUUUGUCUGCCGUCAAUCAUCCUCAAUCAAACGGUCAAGCAGAAAGAAUGGUCGACACUGUUAAAAGAGUCAUCGCAAAAAAUCCGAUUAACUGGAAGAAAAAACUCCAAGAUUUUCCGUACAGCUACAGAUAUACCCCUAACAGCUUAGUUCCAGAAGACAAAUCCCCAGCCGAAAUAUUUUUUGGUAGACGCAUUGUUUCUCCUUUCUCCAAGUUGUUCCCAAUUCUUUCAAAAACACUCCGGUUUCGAAAGAUACCUUUUACAAACAACGAGAUAUGCUACAACAAUUUUCAAAUCAUCAUGGUGCACGUCAGAGAACUCUCCAACCCGAAGAUCGUGUCGUCGUAG
Messenger RNA from Pseudomyrmex gracilis, 1395 nucleotides. RefSeq lists its product as uncharacterized. Gene Ontology annotation, molecular function: nucleic acid binding. The record is from RefSeq and is a predicted model, not a curated record. The coding region runs from base 1 to 1395 and encodes 464 amino acids. Lineage: Eukaryota; Metazoa; Arthropoda; Insecta; Hymenoptera; Formicidae. Gene Ontology annotation, biological process: DNA integration. The transcript is spliced from 2 exons.